AUGGACUUAACUAAUAAUCUAAGUAAUUCCACUACUAUAACAUCAUCAAUAAAUCCACCAAAACGUGUUCGAAUUGAAAGUGACGACUGGAUUGAUAAAGCACCACGAUCACGUCUAUUAGAACGUUGGAAAGAACAAGAUUUAUAUAUUGAUUAUUUAGAAUUACGUUUACAUCAAUUACAACAAUCGAUUGAAUCGAAUGAUAUUGUACGUGAAAAAGAAACGGAAUGUAAAAAAUUAAAAUCUAUGCUUAAUUAUCGAUUUUUAACUAAAACUACACAACAACAAUCAUUGGAUCAAAUGCGUGAUAUGAUUCAAACACCUACAUUAGGUCGUCUUAGACAAACAUAUUUAGAUCCAUCGGUUAAUCUUAUAUAUGGACAAAUGCGUGAAGAAAUUGAACAUAGCCGAAAAGCUCGUGAUGAAGCACAAAAUGAAUUACAAGCAUGGAAAUUUACAUCAGACAGUAAAACUGGUAAAAUGCUUAUGGCUAGAUGUAAAAAACUACUUGACGAAAAUGAACAAUUAGGUAAAAUAGUUUCAUCAGAUAAUGUUGCUAAACUUGAAGGUGAAACUGCUUUACAAAAUCGACUUUUAUCAAAUAUCAAAGAUGCACAAAAAGAUUAUGAAGAAAUUUUGUUAGAUAUGGAUACAAAUAUGGAUGCUAUGUCAAGUACAUUACUUCAUAUGCGUCAACAAUUAAAUGAUUCUCAUCGACAAAUAACUAUAUUAAAUGAAGAAAAUACUCGUUUAAAAACUUUAUGUCAAUCAACAAAUAAUCCUCUAAAUACACCGAAUGGAACUACUCAUACAGAUUCAUCGUCUAUCACAUCCACAACCAAUGCACAUAAUAAUAAACUACCACAAAAACGAUCACAUUCAUCAAAUAGGACUACACCACAAACUAUCAAUACAUCAAAUAAAAUAAAAACAACGAAUCUAUACGAUGCAGAUGACACAAUUUCACCACCAAUACCACAACCGACUUCAUUAUCUUCAAAUGAGUUAAUGGAUGUUGAAGCAGAUACAUUAACGUCAAUAUCAACGAACAGUACAAAUAAUAAUAUUAAUAAUAAUAAUAAUAAUAAUGAAAAUCUUAAGAGGACUAAUUCACUUGAAAAUGGAAUUAAUAUCACACCUUGA
Adineta steineri is the source of this 1143-nucleotide messenger RNA. Lineage: Eukaryota; Metazoa; Rotifera; Eurotatoria; Adinetida; Adinetidae. The record is from the annotation of a GenBank genome assembly.